Molecule: messenger RNA, 7446 nt
Organism: Sturnus vulgaris (Common starling)
Lineage: Eukaryota; Metazoa; Chordata; Aves; Passeriformes; Sturnidae
Source: RefSeq, a predicted model, not a curated record
UGCACAGCAUGGUGGGAGAAGGAGACUCUUCCAUAGGCAGCAGUGCCAGGUGUGCUCAGACCUUCCUUAGCAGUCACCUGAGAACCCACAUUAUCUAGACACCCCACAGCAGGAGGGAUUUGGUCAGAUCCCAUAUAUCCAACAACCCCCCCACAGCAAUGCACCAGGGCUCCUGGCUGCACCUGGGCUGUUCACAGCAUUGCUGCAAGUCCCUGCAGCUGUCCUGUCCACCUGUGGGGACACCAGAGGGGAGCAUGUCACAGCCCCGUUGGGACAUCGGGCAAAUGGUGAAGCAAGGAAGCUGGGAGAGACAUGGGGAGCCAUUCAGGAAGACUCGCCUGCUCUAUUGCUUCCAAAGGAUUUCCUGCAAGGUUUUCCUUUCACUCCUUUUUCACUUUCUUGUAAACUGACAUUGUUUCAGCCUUGUCUGUGUCCUGUCUGACACUGUCCAUGUGGACAGGCCGCCAGAAGAGCAGGGAAUUGCCUCCUAUCCUUGAGGAUUCUCCACCCAGUAUUGCCACAGACAACAUGGGCCGUAUUAAACACUGCUAAAUCCUGUGAUGUCUGAUUUGCUGUCCAGUAAGGGUUGCAGGAGGUACAGGAAAUGAAGGGAGACCCACCAAGAUCUGGACUGGGAGGAUAUUUUUGAGGGUUUGUCAGUGAUUACACUAGGGAAGGCAAACUCAGGAAAGUUAUUUUUCAGCGUAAAGGCUGACACUAGAAAGGAAACACAUUGCCAUGAGGUAUGUUUCUCUGUGGAUUUCACAGGAAUUCAAUUUGGUCUCGUGUCACUCCUCUCUCAGGUCUGCUGGAGGUAACUUUUGGGGACAGCAGGCUGCACAUCGAACCCAGAGACACUGAACUUGUCCUCAACCUCCACAGCACCUUCUCCCUCCUGUGCUACGGGGACAGAGAGCUGGUCUGGGAACGGGAGGGGCAGCCCCUCACUGCCUCGCUGGAGCACAGGGAUGGUGUCUUUGUCAGCAAUCUCACCCUCAGGAACGUGACAGGCCAUCACACCGGGGAGUACACAUGCACCUACAGCCCUGAGCAGGCUCCAGAGCCAGCGGAGAGGAGAGCCCUGUACAUCUAUGUUCCAGAUCCCUCCCUGGUUUUCCUCCCUGCAGUCACCUCUGAAGAGGUCUUCAUCUUCAUCACAGGCUACACAGAGGCUGUCAUCCCAUGCCGUGUGACCAACCCACAGAUGCAGGUCACCCUCUAUGAGAAGAAGGUGGAGAACCCCAUCCCAGCUACAUAUGAUCCACAACAGGGAUUUAAAGGCUUCUUUGAGGAUAAGACCUAUUUCUGCCGGACAUUUGUGGAUGACCAGGAGGUGGAUUCUGACACUUUCUACGUUUACAGGAUCCAGGUGUCAUCUGUGAAUGUGUCCAUCAGCGCAGUGCAGACCAUGGUGCGCCAGGGAGAAAACGUCACCGUGAUGUGCACAGUGAGCGGCAACGAGCUCGUCAACUUCAACUGGGAUUAUCCCCGCAAGCAAGCAGGGAAGGCUGUGGAGCCAGUGACUGAUUUCCUGCCUGGAUCCACUCAUGAGAUCCGCUCCAUCCUCAUCAUCCAGAAUGCAGAGCUGGAGGACAGUGGGACCUAUGUCUGCAAUGUCUCUGAGGGCUACCAUGAGAAAACAGACCGGAAAGACAUCACUGUUCAAGUGAUCGAGCGUGGCUUUGUGCACUUCCAUACCCACCUGCCCAGCACGGUGUAUGCUGAGGUCCACAAGAGCCACACUAUCCAGGUGGAACUGGAGGCUUAUCCCCAACCCAGCAUUGUGUGGCUGAAGAACAACAAGACAUUGACCAUGGAGAGCAGCAGCGAGUUCACUAUUACGAGCAGGAACCUGUCAGAAACCAGGUACCAGACAGCUCUGGUGCUGGUGCGGGUGAAGCAGGAAGAAGGAGGAUUUUACACCAUUCGGGCUUCCAAUGAGGAUGAUGAACAGGAGCUCUCCUUCCAUCUGCAGAUAAAUGUGCCAGCUAAAGUCGUGGAUCUCAAGGAGAACAGCAGUGCCAGCAGUGGGGAGCAGACUGUAACAUGCUCUGCUGAAGGCAUGCCCCAGCCAGAGAUCAGCUGGUCCACCUGCAGCGACAUCAAAUGGUGCAGCACCAAGGGCCAGCCCACGCGGCUGCUGGGGAACGAGUCGGCCGAGAUGGGCGUGCAGACCAACGCCUCGUACCUCGCGGAGCGGCGGCUCUACCGCGUCAACAGCACCCUGCAGCUGCACAGGGUGCACGAGCCCCUGCUCCUCAGGUGCACUGUGCAGAACUUCCUGGGCACCAACUCCCAGGACAUCACUCUGGUCCCACACGCCUUGCCGUUCAAGGUGGUCAUCAUUUCUGUCAUCCUGGCCUUGCUGGUCCUCACUGUGAUCUCCCUGAUCAUCCUGAUCGUGCUGUGGCAGAAGAAACCUCGUUAUGAAAUCCGCUGGAAGGUGAUUGAAUCAGUCAGCUCUGAUGGGCACGAGUACAUCUAUGUGGAUCCCAUGCAGCUUCCUUAUGACUCCACCUGGGAGGUGCCCAGGGACAAGCUGGUGUUAGGACGCACUCUCGGCUCCGGGGCCUUUGGUCGUGUGGUGGAGGCAACAGCCCAUGGCCUGAGCCAUUCUCGGUCCACCAUGAAAGUGGCAGUCAAAAUGCUCAAAUCCACAGCCCGCAGUAGUGAGAAGCAAGCCCUCAUGUCUGAGCUGAAGAUCAUGAGCCACCUGGGACCUCACCUCAACAUCGUCAACUUGCUGGGGGCCUGCACCAAAGGAGGACCCAUCUACAUCAUCACCGAGUACUGCCGCUACGGGGACCUGGUGGAUUACCUGCACCGCAACAAGCACACCUUCCUGCAGUCCUACGGGGACAAGGCACGGCGGGAGGCGGAGCUCUACGGCAACACCCCCAGCGAGGACCAUGUGCACAGCCACCUCUCCAUGUCUGUCGAGAGUGACGGGGGCUACAUGGACAUGAGCAAGGACGACUCCCUGGACUAUGUGCCCAUGUCUGACAUGAAGGGUGAAGUCAAGUACGCUGACAUCGAGUCCUCUAACUAUGGCACCCCCUACGAGCUGGACAGCUACUCCCCCUCAGCUCCUGAAAGGACAGACCGGGUGACACUGAUAAAUGAGUCUCCACUCCUCAGCUACAUGGACUUGGUGGGCUUCAGCUUCCAGGUGGCCAAUGGGAUGGAGUUCCUGGCUUCCAAAAAUUGUGUGCACCGUGACCUGGCUGCCAGGAAUGUCCUCAUCUGUGAGGGGAAGCUGGUGAAGAUCUGUGACUUUGGCCUGGCGAGGGACAUCAUGAGGGAUUCCAACUAUAUCUCCAAGGGCAGUACCUUCUUGCCCCUUAAGUGGAUGGCUCCAGAGAGCAUCUUCAACAACCUCUACACCACCCUGAGUGAUGUGUGGUCUUUUGGGAUUCUUCUUUGGGAGAUAUUCACUCUAGGAGGGACUCCAUACCCUGAGCUGCCUAUGAAUGAACAGUUCUACAAUGCCAUCAAACGUGGCUAUCGGAUGUCCAAACCCACCCAUGCCUCUGAUGAAAUCUACAACAUCAUGCAGAAGUGCUGGGAGGAGAAGUUUGAGAUCAGGCCAUCCUUCUCACAGCUGGUGGUGCUUAUGGGAAACCUCCUGGUGGAUUGCUACAGAAAGAGGUACCAGCAGGUGGAUGAAGAGUUCAUGAAGAGUGACCACCCCGCUGUUGUCCGCACAAGACCCACAAUUCCUGUGCUGAACAACGCCCGCCUCGCUGCCAGCUCCCCCUCCAGCAGCGUCCUCUACACAUCUGUGCACCAGAACGGGGGAGAGAAUGAUUAUAUCAUCCCUCUUCCCGACCCCAAACCUGAGGCAAGCUGUGACCUCCCUCAGGAGGCCUCCAUCAGCAGGGCCAGCUCUAUGCUGAACGAGGCCAACACAUCAUCUACAAUAUCCUGUGACAGCCCUCUGGGCCUCCGGCAGGACGAGGAGCAGGAAUCCGACCCACAGCCAGGCUGCCAGGAGCCAACCACAGGACACCAAGAGGUGGAGGAGAGUUUCCUGUAGUCAGAGCUGGGCUGACUUUGCAUCUCCUUAUGGAGAGGCCAGCUGAGGGGCUGACCCAGAUGUCACAGAGAGCCAUGCUUGUGCUUGAACAUCAGGACAUCCCCUCCUGUCCCAGCAUUCCUCCUUCCCUCCUGUCUCCCAGUGCUGGGUGGGGAUUUAAAGACUUCUCCACUGCCAUCCCCUUGCCCCUUAAAAAGAGGUGGCUCAGUGCCAGAAACCCUCUAGAUCACUGCCACAUCCUCCUCAGUGAUCAAACCACUGCAGGAGGGAGACAUCUCACAGACCAGCAUCUUUUCAAGUGGAAGACAUGGGUUAGAUCUCCAUGAGAUGCCACUUUCUGCAUUGCCAAGAUGAUACUCCAGCCUCUUCCUCCUCCAUGGCAAGGAGUUUCAUCUCCUCUGCACCAGCACUUCUCUGAUGGUCUCAGCACCAGCCACACCAUGGUUGUGUGAAAUGCCACUGGGACAGAUAAUCCAUCUGGAGCCCAUUGCUUGGGUGUAGAGAACCUGCAACACCAACCUUCAGCUGCUGGAGCUCAGAAGUACAUUGGAUUCUCCUCCAAGCACAGUCAAGUCCUGAAGAGGCCAGCCAAUGUCUGGGAGGUGUGGAAUUACCAUUUUCCUCUCUUGACAGUGCUUCUAUGGUGGAUAGAGCACCACAAGCACUACAGGUAUUCACAGCUCUGGGGCACAGCUCUGCAUCCACUCAGAGGCUGUCACACCCUUUUGUGCCCAGCAUGGCACCAGGAGCCCCAGGAGCAUGCCAGGAUCUCUAAAUGCCCUCACAAUGACUUGGUUAUAGAAGCAAUGAGGGCAGUCACUGUUGAUUGUGUUGUCUGUGUGGACACUAAGCUAAUUAUUCUCCAUUGAAGAUUUAAAGGGAACAAAUAUAUUAAUCCACUAGCCAGGGCCAGUAUAAGGAAGCAAUAUGGUUAUUCAUUAAUCUACUGCCACUACACCCAGCUCAUCUGCUGGGAAAUCAUAUAACCACGCCAGCUGCAGAACCCUCGUGCCUUAUCUUUCGGAAGCAAAGGCUCACCUUUGAUAAACUGUUCACCCAAACACCCCUUCUCAGGAUGGGAGGGCUCACUGUUCCCUCCUGAGUCACAGCAAGAUUAUGGGCAGAAAUAAGAAUGCCAGAACACCAACGCAGGGAUAGCUCCAAAGAAAGAGAGGGAGAGAGGCUGGGAAGCUCCUUGGUCACAGCUGAACUGUAUCUCACACCCUGCCGCCCUCUGGGGCCAGGCAGAGCCACUUGCUGCCUGCCAGGGCUGUGAAAUGUCACAGGGAGCCAAGCAGGGCAAGAGGAAUCGGGGAGGAUUCCUCUCUCUCAGACUGUUUUGAAAACUAAACGGGCCCAGACCUUCCCCCUGCUUCUCACCUCCUUCCCCACUUCUCACAGAUGGGUCAGGGGCUUCUUGUGCUCUCAGCUGGCACUUGAACAAGCAGGCUCAAAGCAGGAGGAAUACUAAGCCUUGGAAAUCAGUUGUGAACCCCACCUCUGCAGAGAUGAAAGCUGGACCCCCAAAACCACAGGUCUGACACCACAGAAGACUGCAGGUUUUUCUCUGAAAUGAGUUUUACUUCACACAGAGCUCUGUUCACUGCAUGUCCCCUGCUCCCAUUAACUCUUCAUUGUCCUACUCAUGCACAUCUCUCUGUGCAUCCUACAGGACCUGCACAGGAAGGUUUACAAAAUCAGAAAUUCAAUCAGCAUAUUGCUGGGCUUCUGCCACCUCAGAGCCACUGAGAAUUUAAUUUUUUUUUUUAAACAUGGAACUUCUGCCAGAAAUCCCCAGCAAAACAGCUUCUGUUUUAAGUUUUCUACCAUUCCAGUGCUACCACUUAUGCAGCUAAAGGAGUAGGUGUUUUGUGGGCUGAUGUCCUUGGUAAAAUGUGAACAUAAGAAAUAGCACUUAUAUUGGCAGCCAGCAGAGGAUAUUUUCAGCCUAUGUGGUCAGAUUCCCCACCAUCCAUAGGAAACACACUGUGAAUGACAACUGUUUUUCCAUCCUCUGUUCCUCCUGCUUGUAAUGAAGGAGUCAUCUGCUCUGGCCACAGUUCAUUAAAUGAUCCUCACUGCAGAGAAGCAGUAAUUUAUGAGAUCCUUUGGAUCAGAUCACUUGAUUUUUUUAACAUGUAAGGUGCUUGGUAGGAUCUGUGUCACUGCAACUUGAGCCCAUAGGAUAGCACAUCAGAUUGUCCCAAUAGCCCCUGUCUGCACCAACUCCACUUUUAAUUCAUCCUUCUCUAUCAAAGGUGACCAGAAGUACCCAGUACUCCAGGUGAGGUCAAACCUAGACCUCACACAGGGCAUUAAUAGUUCUGGCCUGUGCUGGUCUCCACUUGCCUGGUGUAGCUUUGGAUAAUAUUGGCUUUUUCCCAGCCACAGCAUGCUGAGAGCUUGGAGUCAUACUCUGACCAGUCUAGGCACCUACGUCUUUCUACACUUCCAGCGUUUCUAACCAAGCUACUCCCUGCUGUUCCAGACAUUGGGUCAUCAGCAAAUUUUGUUAACAAACUGUUAUUUUUGGGCUGAACUGACUAAUAAAAAUAUUAGAUACUUCUAGCAACAAGAACAAUCUGAAAGAGCUACUUUUACUACCUCCAUCCAGCCCAAAGAUUUCACCAUCAAUUAACAGCUUCUCACUUUCCCUUUGGCCAUUUUCUUAUUUCAAAAAUCAUGUUCUAAACUUCAUCUUGUACAGAUUUAGGUCCUAAUGAAGUCAUUAAUUUUCCACUAUCAAAUAAUUUCCACAGUCCUGAAAGGAGAGAUCUCCCUGCUGGGGGAGCUCAGGUAUUCUGUCCUAUUAGCUGGGCAUUAGCUAAUUUGUAUGCCUAUUGCAUUUUGUCCCAUUUGUAGAUUUACUGUAAUUAUUAUUUGCAUCAAAAUCUGUUCUGGCUGCUGAUGGGAUGCUACCCUCACCUCCCCAUUCCUCCUUAAAGUAGGUACGCCAGACUCUUUGCAAACUGGGGCCAUUCUGCACUCCAGAGGAAUAUGAAACUUGCCCUUGGCCCCUUGAUUUUAAGGGCUGAGUCUUGCACUUUGUGGUAUUUUCCUGUCCUUACUCAACCUUUCACAGCACCUUUAGCAAGUUGCAGUGACCAGACCUUCUCAGCCAGGGACAAGCUGGCAGCUGGACAAAGGCAACAUAUUUUGCUAAGCAUCCCUCAAAGAGAAGGCUUGGCAGAGCUGGGGAUGACAGAUCCAGCCCCACACUCCCUCUCUCUCUCCUGCCAACAUUCCAGUCCCUGCAUGGCCUGUCAGGUGAGAGCCAGGGAAAUGUUUGGCUGUUCUGUGCCCAUCAGUUUUGUAGCCAUAAUUUCUCUGUUGAGACUCUGAAGGGAACUGGUCCCGCUGAGUUUUCUGUUUUGAUGAUCAGUUUUUUUGUUUGGGUGUGUUUUUAUGUU